This is a messenger RNA of Asparagus officinalis (garden asparagus), 1449 nucleotides long. Its product is annotated as protein ROOT PRIMORDIUM DEFECTIVE 1-like. NCBI's taxonomy places the organism in Eukaryota, Viridiplantae, Streptophyta, Magnoliopsida, Asparagales, Asparagaceae. The transcript has a single exon. Bases 135 to 533 code for a protein of 132 amino acids. Gene Ontology annotation, molecular function: RNA binding. The record is from RefSeq and is a predicted model, not a curated record.
AGGACGGGGGCUCGGAUGCGGAGGACGCGAGUUCUCGUUCCUGGUUAAUUUCCCGCCGGGUGUUUAAGAUUGGGAAGUAUAUCGGAUCGCGGUGUGGAAGUGCAGAGACUGCCGUACUGGUCGCCCUUACGAGGAUGUGUCGGGUACGACCUGAGUCCGAGAUUCUUUCUCUGAUGGUGGAGAAGAGGACUACGUUGGAGAGGAUCGCGCAUUUCAGGCAGGCCAUGGGGCUGCCCAACAAGCUGAAGGAGUUCCUGCUGCAGCAUCAGGGGAUAUUUUACGUGUCGACGAGGGGGAAUCAGGGGAAGCUGCACACUGUGUUUCUGAGGGAGGCGUAUAGGAAAGGGGAGAUGGUGGAGCCGAAUGAGAUUUAUUUGGCGAGGAGGAAGUUGGGGGAGUUGCUGUUGAUGAGCCCUAAGAAGGCUAAUGUUGAUAGGAUGCUUACUAGCAUGGGGAGGGGGAGGGGAGAUUAUGAAAGGGAUGAGGGGGGGAGUGAUAAUGACUCAGGGGUUGAGUCUCAGACCAUGGAGUGAGUAAGAAUUUUGAUCAUUGUGAGCAGAGAGGGCAUUUUUGAGCUGAAAUUUCUGAUGGUGAUGCAAAAGACUCUAAAUUUUGUUGUGAAAGUGUAAUUUUGGUAGUCGAGGAAGAGUGAGUUACGGCUAAAUUCAGAUGGGUUUUCAGCAAAGCAUUGAAAGUGGUCGCUUUGUUCGUUGAGAGAUAUCGUUGUGUGUAUGAUUUCAGCAAUUUAAGAAACGAACCGAGGAGCUAAUUUGUGAACCCAUGAGGGGGUAGUGGUUCUGAUUCAGGUGUAGAGAGCCCGUUCAUGGAGUGAGUUUAGGAUUGGUUAUUGUGGGUUCUGUUUCCAUAACGGUUUCAGAGAGAACGCAGUAAUCUUCGCAAUUGAGAACGAGUGAGUUAUCACCAAAUUCAGAUCGAGUUUUGCUUGUUAUAACAUCUCACUAGAGUAAGGUUUUUGGCGGGCAUUGAUAGCGUCGAUCAUUGGAGAGAACAAGUACAUGUGUGAUACUGUGAUGACAAUACUAAGAAAUAAGCAACAAGUUUUGGUGCAGGUAUGCAGAAUAAAUGUGGGUUGUUGUUCCUUUAGCCACAUUAUGGCAUGGAUGUGCAGGCCAUGAGAAAUUUCUGCGAUACGCAUUUGGUUUGAGGUUUGGAGAUGAUAGGAAGGGAAUUGGAAGAAGGUCAUACCCGUGCGUAGUUGAGCUCCAGUACAACCAACCAAUUUAUAUCUGUUACUUGACUGCACCACGAUUCAGUAGAGGUGUGAGCUCCUCUUGUUUAUCUCUAUAUCAUUUUUCAAUUUUUUUCGCAAUGGCUGUUUUAAACGCAUUUGUGAUUUCUUCGGUGUUAUCAGACAGCAUAUCUGGAUUUGUAGUCACUGGUAAUGCCAACCCCUGCUUUCCAUGUUUUACUAGUGUUUUAGAUUCUCAA